AAAGGUACUCCGACGUUUCGAUGGACACGCUGCGCGGCCUUGAAUCGAGACCGCAGGCGUUGUAACUAAUCGCGAAGUUUUGAACGGAGAGGCACAAAGCGCGAAGAGGUUGUUGCGCCUGCGUUGCGAGUUCCCAUUAGCCAUUCUCUCUUUGCGGUGCACGGUAACACGGGCUAGGAAGUUCCUUGCCUCUGAGGCCAGUGUAUGUGCGCGUACGUGUGCCUUUAGUUUCACGCGUCGCUUUAAUUUGGUGUUACGCCGAAACAAGGUGGUCACCCGAGAGCCCUGGUCGACUGCACGCAAACUUGCCCCUUACGUUCCCGUGACUGGACUCGCAGGCGAUCUGCGACAGGGCUGUUAAGGAAGCAGCCUGAACAAUGGACCUCGCGCGGAUGAAGACCCCAACGUGCGCAGCAGUUCUCGUUGUUCUCGCGAUUACCUUCCGGCAGGCGGCAGCCAUUGACCGGAGGCCCGUGUACAACAUCGCCCACAUGGUCAACUCUAUAGCCAAGCUAGACGAAGCCAUGGAGGACGGCGCGAACUCGGUCGAAGCGGACGUCAGCUUUGCGGACAACGGAACGGCGACCAGGUUGUUCCACGGCGUGCCGUGCGACUGCUUCCGGGCGUGCGACAUCCAGGAGGAGGUGCCCCGUUUCCUGCAGUACGUCCGCAAAACUACGAGUGGCCGUGGAGCGAAAUUCAGCGAUCGACUAGCCCUUCUCUUCUUGGACCUCAAAGUAGCCAACGUCGAAGAAAAAGAAAAAUACCGCGCAGGCGUUGACAUCGGACGAAAGCUUCUGCGUGACCUCUGGUACCAUGUUCCUACGUGGCAAGCGGUGAACGUCCUGCUGUCCGUUCCCAGCGUCUCCGACAAAGAGGUGCUGCGAGGAGCAGUCCACACAGUUUCACGUUUCUCGCCGAUCAUGCUGGACAAGAUAGGGUUCGACAUCAGCAACAACGACAAGCUGGACACCAUCCGAAGCCUGUACACAGACCUCGGCAUUGAAGGCCAUCGCUGGCAAGGGGACGGCAUCUCAAACUGCCUGUCUUACCUGCGGCCAGCUGCGAGGAUCCAGAACGUCAUCGAUAACCGCGAUUCCGAAGAAGUUGGCCGCUACGUUGAGAAGGCGUACCAAUGGACGGUGGACCUGCCGAAGCAGAUUCGUCGCUCGCUCAGGAGGGGCGUGGAUGGCAUAAUCACGAAUAGGCCUCAGCGCUUAGCGAAGAUCAUGCAGGAAGGCGAAUUCAACACCACCCUGCGACCUGCCAAUGUUGCUGACAGUCCCUGGACUCGCUUCGGGGGUUUGUCCCCUUUUCCAAGGCUGCCCUCGACUGAUAUGGACUUUCUAGGGGAUGACGAUUUUCCCCGGUUGCGUUGACUGCAGUGUGAGGCCGGCGCUACUGGUGGGAUCGUGAAUGACACUCAGCUAAACUCCAUCACCUGAAACAAGGAAUGCCUCAAACUGUAAGGAACCAGUGUAGUAUAAUGCAUUUUUUAUAGGAAACACCUAAUUAGUAUUUGAUUAUUUAAUUAGCAUAUAUAUAUAUAUA
This is a messenger RNA of Dermacentor albipictus, 1551 nucleotides long. Its product is annotated as dermonecrotic toxin SPH-like. The record is from RefSeq and is a predicted model, not a curated record. Lineage: Eukaryota; Metazoa; Arthropoda; Arachnida; Ixodida; Ixodidae. Gene Ontology annotation, biological process: lipid metabolic process. Gene Ontology annotation, molecular function: phosphoric diester hydrolase activity.